UGAUAUAAAUAGGAUAAAAUAAGCCUUCCGUGGCUUUGGAUUCUUCUACCAGUUCGUGCCUGCCAGCUUUACUUGAGACCGUGGGGACUUUAAAGUAUAAAAUCUGUGAAUAGAAAAAGAGGAAGAGGAGGAAACACAGAGAGAAAAAGGGCUAAUCAGGCUGCUUGCUCUGAGGGGAGAAGGGCGAGAGAGAUAGAGAUGUGGGACAAAUGGAGAAUGUUGGUUCUAAUUUGCGUCUUGAGGUGGGGACCAAGUUUCAUCAAUGGUGCCACAGAUCCACAAGAUGCUUCUGCUCUUAGGGUCAUGUUCAGCAGUCUUAAUUCACCACCUCAGCUUGCCAAAUGGAGCUCAAAUGGUGGUGAUCCAUGUGGGGAGUCAUGGCAAGGCAUUACAUGCAAAGGCUCAAGAGUCACAGAAAUAGAAUUAUCAGGUCUUCGACUUACUGGGUCAAUGGGCUACCAGCUCACAAGUUUGACAUCAGUAGUCAACCUAGACAUAAGCAACAACAAUCUUGGAAACCAGAUACCUUAUCAACUCCCUCCAAACCUGCAACGAUUAAAUCUUGCUGGUAAUGGCUUCAAUGGCGGCAUUCCUUAUUCUAUUUCUCUGAUGAUUUCUCUUAAAUACCUAAACAUCAGUCACAAUCAACUUCAGGGUCAACUGGGUGACAUGUUCAGUCAGCUGUCGUCCCUCACCACAUUGGAUUUCUCUUUGAAUUCCCUGACGGGUGACCUCCCAGAAAGUUUUAGCUCCCUCUCAAGCAUAACGACAAUGUUUUUGCAAAACAACCAAUUUACUGGUAGUAUUAAUGUCCUUGCCAGUCUUCCUCUUGAAACAUUGAAUGUCGCCAAUAACCAUUUUACUGGCUGGAUUCCUGAAUCAUUGAAGAACAUUAAUCUGCAGAAGGAUGGUAACUCAUGGAGCUCAGGGCCUGCACCCCCACCUCCACCAGGUACCCCUCCAGUCAGCAGAACCCCCCCAAAACACAAAUCUGGUGGUAAUGAUGGCCCAUCUGGUGGUGGUGGUGGCAGUGGUGGCAAAUCGGGAAUAGGCGGUGGUGGAAUAGCAGGAAUAGUGAUAUCCAUCCUUGUUAUUGGGGCGAUAAUAACAUUCUUUUUAGUGAAGAGAAGAUCUAGAAGGCCAUCUAUGGAUGUAGAAAAGCAUGAUGAUCAGCCUUUUGCUCCUCUUGCUUCAAAAGAAGUACAAGAAAUGAAGUCUAUCCAGGCAUCAUCCACAAUAAACACAAAGACCUAUGAACCUUCAGCCUCAAUUAAUCUUAGACCUCCACCCAUUGAUCGUCACAAAUCAUUUGAUGAAGAGGAUCUUCCGAAGAAGCCCAUUAUUACCAAGAAGGCUAAUACUGCUCCUAUAAAUGCAAUAUCAUAUUCAAUUGCAGACCUACAGAUGGCUACAGGUAGCUUUAGUGUCGAAAACCUUAUUGGUGAGGGGUCUUUUGGACGUGUUUAUCAGGCUCAAUUUGAUGAUGGAAAGGUUGUUGCUGUCAAGAAAAUAGAUUCAUCUGCUCUCCCCGAUCAAUUUUCUGAAGAUUUCACAGAGAUAGUAUCUAAUAUCUCCCAGUUGCAUCACCCAAAUGUAACAGAGCUGGUGGGUUAUUGUUCAGAGCACGGACAGCACCUCCUAGUUUACGAGUUCCAUAAAAAUGGAUCGCUGCAUGAUUUCCUGCAUCUUUCAGAUGAAUACAGCAAGCCUUUGACAUGGAACACCCGCGUCAAGAUUGCUUUAGGGACUGCCCGUGCAUUAGAGUACCUACACGAAGUUUGCUCACCAUCAAUUGUUCAUAAAAAUUUCAAAUCAGCUAACAUAUUACUAGACACAGAGCUCAAUCCACACCUUACAGACUGUGGGCUAGCAAGCUUCAUCCCAAAUGCUGAUCAGGUACUGAACCAUAAUGCAGGGUCUGGAUACAGUGCACCUGAGGUUGCCAUGUCAGGUCAAUAUACUCUGAAGAGUGAUGUUUACAGUUUUGGUGUAGUCAUGCUGGAGCUUCUUUCUGGACGUAAACCAUUUGAUAGCUCCAGGUCCAGAUCUGAGCAAUCUUUGGUUCGAUGGGCUACUCCUCAGCUUCAUGACAUCGAUGCUCUGGCUAAAAUGGUUGAUCCGGCACUCAAAGGGCUCUACCCAGUCAAGUCUCUCUCCAGGUUCGCUGAUGUGAUUGCUCUGUGUGUCCAGCCUGAGCCAGAGUUCCGGCCACCAAUGUCAGAAGUGGUGCAAGCACUGGUGCGGCUAGUCCAGCGGGCAAACAUGAGCAAGAGAACCAUUAGUAACGAACAAGGUGCAUCUCCGAGAGGUGACAACCCAGAUACACAAGACCACACAUCUUGAAAACCCAUUAUUGGUUUCUUGUUUUGAUGAUUGAAAAAUGAACAAAUUAACCUUAAUUUUCUUGUGUGUUGAGUGUAAACCUUAAAUUGAGAUUGGAUGGCAUAACUUUUUAAGUUUGACGUUGCAAUGUAAACCUUGGAAAAAGGUGUUAAUAGUGUAUAUGCUCGUUCUUUCGUUUCCUUGUUUUAAA
Messenger RNA from Vitis riparia (riverbank grape), 2533 nucleotides. Its product is annotated as protein STRUBBELIG-RECEPTOR FAMILY 6. The coding region runs from base 199 to 2343 and encodes 714 amino acids. The transcript is spliced from 16 exons. Gene Ontology annotation, molecular function: protein kinase activity; ATP binding; protein binding. The record is from RefSeq and is a predicted model, not a curated record. NCBI's taxonomy places the organism in Eukaryota, Viridiplantae, Streptophyta, Magnoliopsida, Vitales, Vitaceae. Gene Ontology annotation, biological process: protein phosphorylation.